Molecule: messenger RNA, 1487 nt
Organism: Protobothrops mucrosquamatus (brown spotted pit viper)
Lineage: Eukaryota; Metazoa; Chordata; Lepidosauria; Squamata; Viperidae
Gene: MRAS
Product: muscle RAS oncogene homolog
Exons: 6
Coding region: 150-773 (207 amino acids)
Biological process (GO): signal transduction
Cellular component (GO): plasma membrane
Molecular function (GO): GDP binding; GTP binding; GTPase activity
Source: RefSeq, a predicted model, not a curated record
GGGAGAGAAAAUGGGCAUCUUUUCUGGGCUUCUCCGAAGGGAUGGCUGGGAUUUAGAAGAAAGAGGCGCCCGCUGGAGCUAGGCGGGGGGCUCGUCCCUGGGACCGGCAAGCCAGCUUGGUCAAAGCGGAUUUGGCCCCAUUCGACACCAUGGCUACCAGCGCUGUGCCAAGUGAGAACCUGCCCACUUACAAAUUAGUGGUGGUUGGAGAUGGAGGUGUAGGGAAAAGCGCCCUCACCAUUCAGUUUUUCCAAAAAAUCUUCGUGCCAGAUUAUGACCCAACGAUUGAAGACUCCUAUCUGAAGCAUACAGAGAUAGAUGGGCAAUGGGCAAUUCUGGAUGUCCUGGACACUGCUGGUCAAGAAGAAUUCAGUGCAAUGAGAGAGCAGUACAUGAGGACAGGAGAUGGCUUUCUUAUAGUCUAUUCAGUCACAGAUAAAGCCAGCUUUGAACACGUGGAUAGGUUCCAUCAACUCAUUCUCCGGGUUAAGGACAGGGAAUCUUUUCCAAUGAUUUUAGUGGCCAACAAAGUUGAUCUAAUGCAUUUGAGAAAAAUCACCCAGGACCAAGGGAAGGAAAUGGCAGCCAAGCACAAUAUUCCAUAUAUAGAAACUAGUGCUAAGGAUCCUCCACUGAAUGUUGACAGAGCCUUCCAUGAUCUUGUUCGAGUAAUCAGGCAACAGGUUCCAGAAAAGAACCAGAAGAAGAAAAAGACCAAGUGGCGAGGAGACAGAGCAACUGGUUCCCACAAACUGCAUUGUGUGAUUUUGUGACUGUCUCUUCCUGUGUUUUUUGGGGGAGGGGGUUUCCCAUUCCAACUUGAACCUAAAGAAACAAUUGUACAACCUAACUGCAACUUGACUUUUCAAGGAAACAGUUCCUGCCCAAAAGAACUCAAAGGGAAAAGUUCUGGGCAUUCUUGAGAUUCAGCCACACGAUUAUUUGGCAAACGAUGCAGAACGGUUUUACCUUUAAAAAAAAGAAAAGAAAAACAUGUUACUCCAAAGCAGGGGCAAAACAAAACCCAAGUUUUAUGACUGUUGGCCAUUUCAAUAGUCAUUAUUUUAAAAUUACUGGGGUGACUAAAAAUGUUUUAUGUGCAAGCAUUCCUAAGGGGACCUUACUUCUAAAGAGUCAUUAAUGGCUUUACUUAGUACUGAGCGUCUUGUCAAUCAGGGUCAAUAUUUCCUUUCUUGGCAGAAUUUCCUUUUGCACUGGAUUCCUGGUAUGUCUUCAGUGAUGCAAAUCAUGUAUAUGUGUCUGUGUGUGUGUAUACAAAAGAAGCUGGUGUGUAGCCAGAUCUUUAUAAGGCAGUGCCAGCAAAAAGGAUGAAGGAACAUGAGGGGGAGGGGGUUGUCAGUCCCCAUCCGGGUUGUUCAACCUAUGUGCCAGGUUGUGUUUUGUCAGUAAAAGGUGGCUCUGAAAAGAGUGAGAGGGCAGCCAUUUUGCUAGUCCUGAGAAGUAUUUAAAUUAAAUGGUUAUUUACA